Molecule: messenger RNA, 2417 nt
Organism: Paramisgurnus dabryanus
Lineage: Eukaryota; Metazoa; Chordata; Actinopteri; Cypriniformes; Cobitidae
Gene: colgalt2a
Product: collagen beta(1-O)galactosyltransferase 2a
Molecular function (GO): procollagen galactosyltransferase activity
Source: RefSeq, a predicted model, not a curated record
UUGUCUAUAAACUUUGUUAUCAAAUGUUUUAAUUCCAGUAUUUUAUGUGUCAGAUUUUAUAAUGCCGCAUUCAAUUGUUCAUUUUUAGUUUAAUGAAGUGUAACUUUAUAGCCAUAGUGUUGCUCUCACAUUUCUUUACCUCAUAUGAGUGGGGCGGGCUGUUGGGUUUACAGUGCAGUGUCAGUGGGUCCUCCGUGUGCUCCACUCUCACACAGUGUGGCAUAGCUCUGCUGUUCAGAAACCAUGAAAGGAUCAGCAAUGUUUCUUUUAGGAGUAUUACUGAUAGAGACAUGGCUUGGAUUUAUUCAUACACACACUGAUCUGGAGCCUGUUCUACACGAGUCAUCUCUUCUCAAACCCACAGUAGUCAUUGCAAUUUUAGCCCGUAACAGUGAACAUAGUCUUCCUUAUUUUCUGGGAUGCAUUGAAAGACUGGACUAUCCAAAGGAUCGCAUCUCUAUUUGGGCUGCUACUGACCACAAUAUUGACAACACCACGGCUAUGCUGAAAGAAUGGCUCUCUGAAGUGGAGAGUUUGUAUCACUUGGUGAAACUGCAGACCAUGGAGGUGGAGACGAGUUUCUAUAUGGAUGAGUUGGGACCAAAGCACUGGCCUGACUCUCGAUUUACUCAUGUGCUGAAACUAAGGCAGGCUGCACUGAGAUCAGCCAGGGCACAGUGGGCAGACUACCUACUGUUUGUAGACAGUGACAACCUGCUGACAAACACACAAGUGCUAAAUCAGCUGAUCGCUGAGAAUCUUACACUGGUUGCUCCAAUGCUGGAGUCCAGAACACUCUAUUCCAACUUUUGGUGCGGUAUGACCCCACAGGGAUAUUACAAACGAACACCACAUUAUGUGCCCAUUCGGAAUUGGAAACGUAUUGGUUGCCACCCCGUUCCCAUGAUUCACUCCACCAUGCUGAUUGACCUGCGUCGGUAUGCUAGUGCAUCCCUGGCCUUUUACCCCGUCCACCAUUACUAUGUCUGGACUCUGGAUGACAUCAUGGCAUUUGCCUUUUCUGCAAGACAAGCCGGUAUGCAGAUGUUCGUAUGUAAUAAAGAGCAUUAUGGGUAUCUGCCACUCCCUUUGAAGACAAAGCAGAGUCUGGAGGAGGAGGUGGAGAGCUUCAGCCACACUGUCACAGAGGCACUAAUUUACUUUAAAAUGGAAACUUCACAAUAUCUGCACACUCCCUUAAAACCCAAAGAUACCAUGGCAUUCAAUCAGGUCUACCUGAUCAAUCUAAAGCACAGGUCAGAUCGUAGAGAUCGUAUGCUGCGCUCGUUGGAGGUGCUGGGCAUAGACGUUACCAUCACAGAUGUGGUGGAUGGCAAAGCCUUAAAUUCAUCUCAGCUGAAGGCUUUAGGUAUUGAAAUGCUGGCAGGUUAUAAAGAUCCUUACUCUGAGCGUGUCCUAACUAAAGGGGAAGUCGGUUGCUUCCUCAGUCAUUUCAACAUUUGGAAAGAGGUGGUGGAGCUCCAGCAACAGCAGGUGCUUGUACUAGAGGAUGAUGUGAGGUUUCAACCCGACUUCAAGAGCCACCUUAGUAUCAUCAUGGAGGAUGUGAAGCAAUCUGGACUUGAGUGGGACUUAAUUUAUGUGGGGCGUAAACGAUUGCAGAUCAAGCACCCCGAGCACUGGGUGGAGGGAGUGAAGAACCUGGUGAGCCCAGAUUAUUCUUAUUGGACUUUGGGCUACGCCCUUUCACUGCAGGGGGCACAGAAGCUUCUGGAUGCAAAGCCCCUCAGUAAGAUGCUGCCAGUGGAUGAGUUUCUACCUGUUAUGUUUAACAAACACCCCAAGAAGGAAUAUAUGUCUUACUUUAACCCGAGAAACUUAAAGGCUUUCUCUGUAGAGCCUCUGCUUCUCUUCCCCACACACUACACCGGAGAGCCGGGUUAUUUCAGUGACACAGAGACCUCCACUAUCUGGGAUGACGAGACUGUGGCCACUGACUGGGACCGCCAUCACAUCCGUAGAGACCACAGUCGUGGUGAUAAGACCCCAACUCCUAUUUCUGAGAGUAGUGGAAAAGAUGAACUUUGAUUACAGAAUUAUUAUGGAAUUGUCAAAUGUCUUAUAAAACAGCAUGGACUUGGGUAAAUAAUAUGGAAAAGGGGCCAAGUUGAGCAUUUCUUUGUUGCAGAUGUAACUGGUAUGGUUAGCCAGGCAUCUGUACCAGUCAAUAACUUAUUAAUUGAAGCUAAACACUGAACAGGUAAUACAAUGCCUGAUAUUAUAAAAUGUAAAUAACUUGAUGAAGUGAAUGAUGGAUGAAACAAUAGUUCAAGCCAUUAGAUGAAGUUGGGUAAUACAACGCUCUUUGAUAAAAUACAUAAUAAUACAUGAUAUUAUAUAGUUCAUUGUUGCAGUAAGGUAUACAAAUAAAAUACAGGACUGUUGAUUUGUAAAGA